Messenger RNA from Aspergillus caelatus, 2521 nucleotides. Its product is annotated as putative GARP complex subunit (Sac2). Gene Ontology annotation, cellular component: GARP complex. NCBI's taxonomy places the organism in Eukaryota, Fungi, Ascomycota, Eurotiomycetes, Eurotiales, Aspergillaceae. The record is from RefSeq and is a predicted model, not a curated record. Gene Ontology annotation, biological process: endocytic recycling; retrograde transport, endosome to Golgi; Golgi to vacuole transport. Bases 403 to 2439 code for a protein of 678 amino acids. The transcript is spliced from 4 exons. Gene Ontology annotation, molecular function: syntaxin binding.
AAAAAAGUAUUCUGUUGUGGCGGGGUGUUGAUGUCGCUAGACCGCAACCGGUUUAGUUUCGGAUAUGCUGUGUCUCUGGUCUGCUUCGAUCGCCGUAGCGUCUCGACCUCCCGUCAAAUGUGUCAGUGUGUCAGUGUGUCCCUCUAUUGGUGAGCUUCCGAGAGGUACCUAAUGGAUGUUCAACGGAACUCUCCUGAACAAGGGAGUUUAUACCAACCUCGACUGUUUCUUCCCCUCCUUUCUUCACCCACGUGCGUACCUUCCCGUGGAAGCUCAUCCUUGAUCUCUAACUGUGUUGUUCUCUCCUUGCCACGAGCGGUUUGAUUACUAUCGAGACGGCGUUAAUGAGGCUGGUGGACCACUGCUCUAUACCUGAACGCCUCUCCGGGCUGGCCUUUCACCAUGUGGCUUGACCGCAUGUCCGGUCAUUCGACCCCCUCAGGACCUCAGAUUGAUAGUCGCAGCAAUUCCCCCCUUCCUCGACGGUCCACUUCUCGCCUGUCUCCCUAUGCGCAGAACAGUCGUCCUCAGCCUAGUCGGCCUGGAUCGUCAUUGUCCAACUUACUCACUCCUAGCGACUCUACUACCUCUCUUUCCGCCACUCAACGUGCCGACGGCACGACCGUGAAACAAUUUCCUGCGAAGACUCGGCCAUCUAACGUGGCGGAUCCACUUGAUGCGCUAAAUGAUAUUAUUGGAAAGCGGAAGGAAAAGCUGGCGGAAGCAGAAUCGCCUGUUUUAUCUUCUACACUUGAAAUAAAACCGUCGCAGUUGGUGGCGGAAAUCGACUUUGGAGAUCUCAGCCUCGAGGAGUUUGUCACGAAACCCGAUGAGCCGAGGAGGGCUACAAAUAACGACGUUGGCGCGCAAACAAUCCAGCAGUUCGAGAAGGAAAGAGAUAAAUUCCAGGAUCUCCAUUCUGCUAUCACAGGCUGUGACGAUGUUUCUAAGUCGGUAGAGAAGUACCUAAAUGACUUUCAGACUGAACUCGGUGCAGUUUCGGCGGAGAUAGAGACUCUGCAGACUCGAUCCAUACAGCUGAAUGCAAUGUUGGCGAAUCGACGCAAUGUAGAACAACUUCUGGGGCCCGCUGUGGAGGAGAUCUCCAUUUCGCCAAAAGCUGUCCGACUAAUUGUAGAGGGGCCGAUCGAUGAGAAUUGGGUCAAAGCGCUGAAUGAGAUCGAGAGCCGGGCAGCCACUAUAGAAGCCAAAGUUUCUAGCCCUAGUAGUACCAAGUCGGUCGAGGAUGUUCGCCCACUUCUGAGCGAUAUCAAGAAAAAAGCAGUUGAAAGGAUCCGGGACUAUUUGGUCUCACAAAUCAGAGCCUUGCGGUCCCCAAAUAUCAACGCCCAGAUAAUCCAGCAGCAGCGCUUGGUGAAAUUCAAGGAUUUGUAUAGCUACCUGUGCAAAGCACAUCCAACCCUUGCAGGGGAGAUCACACAGGCUUACAUCAACACAAUGCGGUGGUAUUAUCUAUCUCAUUUCACCCGCUAUCUUCAAGCGCUUGAAAAGAUCAAAGUGUACCCUAGCGAUCGGAAUGAAGUGCUAGGCGGAGAUCCCUCGGCUCCAAAAUCAGGAAAUUUCGUUCCUGGUGCGCGGGCUGGUGCCGCGGCACAUGACCCAUUCUCGCUCGGAAGGAGAAUUGAAAUCUUGCGAACUGGUAAUCAUAUGGCCAUAUCUUCAUAUGUAGCAGAGGAGGACACUUCUUUCCACGGGAUCGAGGUCCCCUUCAGGAACUUCAACCUGGCUUUGAUGGACAAUGUCUCUGCUGAAUACUCUUUCAUGACGGAGAUGUUCUCCACCUUGUCCUUCCAGCAGAUAUCCCGCAAAGCCACCGAAAUAUUCGACCCGGUGUUUGCUCUCGGCCAAGGUUUGACCAAGCAGUUAGUCGAGCACACGACCGACUCUCUAGGAGUUCUGAUUUGCGUACGAUUGAAUCAACAGGCCGCCUUUGAACUCCAACGUCGGAAAGUUCCCGUUGCUGACACGUACAUCAAUGGUAUAAACAUGCGGCUCUGGCCUAGGUUCCAGGUGAUCAUGGACCUCCACUGCGAGUCUUUAAAGCGAGUAGCUUCACACACGGGCCGAAGUGCUGUAUCCGCCCUAUCUCUGGCUGGUGGGGAUGACCUGAACCAAUCCUCAGCGCCCCACUUCCUUACGCAGAGGUUUGGUCAGUUGUUACACGGCAUUUUGGUGCUGAGUAGUGAAGCCGGAGACGACGAGCCGGUGUCUAAUAGCUUGUUGCGGUUAGCAACCGAGUUUGAUAACCUUUUGGCGAAACUGAGCCGGAUCGGCGGCGAUGCAAAAAGACGGGAAAGAUUCCUAUUUAAUAAUUAUUCUUUGAUUUUGACUAUCAUCAGCGAUACCCAUGGCAAGUUAGCAACCGAACAGAAACGGCAUUUGGACGACAUGUUAAAGAAUGUUGGAAAGCGUGGUUAAACCCUUCAACAUAGUAUAAGUGUGCUCAGAGGAUAUAUAAGAGCACAGGAUACUAUUGACAUAAAACGUACAAACAACUUCA